AUGGACCUCGACGACCUCGUGUCGCCACCGUCCGAUUUCGCACCGACUACGUCACCCAAUCAUCCACUCGACAAGUAUAUAAAUGCGAUCGAACUCUCUGUGCAAUCACAGUUCCGAAGACGUUUUAACGAAACGUCUCUUUUGCUAGCUCGCAGUUUCAAGGUUCGUAGCACAAUUUUUGGGGCUUUGUUCAUACUAGAAACCUCUUUGUCCUCGGUCCUUGCUUCAAAUUUACAGAAGUUACAUGGUUUAGAACAUCGAGACAAUUGGAGUGCUAAAGGCCUGGCACUCUAUAGCUACUUGGAUACCAACCACCAGGCGGCGGUGCCGCCCACAGUGCCUUUUCGGGUGGCUGGAGGAAUGUCACAUUCUUCUUCAAGUUCUGGCAUCUUUUUCCAAGGAGAUGCACAGUCUCAGAUUGUAGGGAACUCUAACUUGAGUUCGUCUUUUGGGAACUCGUCAAAUUCAAUUCCUGGAAGUGCACGUUCAAACUUGGGACCAGUUUCUGGAGACAUAAGUAAUACAGUCUUGAACAGCGUGGCCAGCUCAGGGCCAAGUGUUGGGGCAAGUUCGUUGGUCACGGAUGCCAACUCAGGACUAUCAGGAGGUCCCCAUCUCCAGAGAAGUGCCAGCAUCAAUACAGAGUCUUACAUGCGAUUACCUGCGUCACCCAUGUCGUUCUCCUCAAAUAAUAUAAGCAUCUCAGGCUCAUCAGUUAUGGAUGGCUCAUCUGUAGUGCAGCAGAGCUCCAAUCAAGAUCCGAACUCCCAACAAGUGCAGCAAAGUCAGCUGCAUCAAGGGGCUUCUAGUGCCACAUCCUUGCCCACAUCACGGAUAGGACAAGUUCCACUUUCCAUUGGUCAAAGGGUCCCUGGGUCCUACAUUCAGGAGCCCAAUAAUACGUCCCAGUUGCAGAAGAAACCCCGAUUGGAUAUUAAGCAGGAAGAUAUACUGCAACAGCAAGUUUUGCAACAGCUUCUGCAAAGACAGGACUCCAUGCAGUUACAAAAUCCCAAUCCUCAGUUGCAAGCUGCGAUACAGCAGCAGAGACUAAGGCAACAGCAGCAACAAUUGCUACAGUCUAUGCCCCCAGUGCAGCGAGCCCAUAUGCUGCAGCAGCAGCAGCAGAUGCAAUUGAGACAGCAACUUCAACAACAGGGCAUGCAGCCUAUAUCAUCGAUGAAGCGCCCGUAUGAUGGUGGUGUAUGUUCUCGUCGGCUGAUGCAAUAUUUAUAUCAUCAGCGGCAGCGGCCACCUGACAAUCCUAUUGCAUACUGGAGGAAAUUUGUGGCAGAGUAUUAUUCUCCCCGUGCAAAAAAGAGGUGGUGCUUGUCAUUGUAUGAUAAUGUUGGGCAUCAUUCACUAGGUGUAUUCCCGCAGGCAGCCAUGGAUGCAUGGCAGUGUGACAUUUGUGGUUCAAAGUCUGGAAGGGGAUUUGAGGCAACUUUUGAAGUACUCCCCAGACUUAAUGAAAUCAAAUUUGGCAGUGGAGUCAUUGACGAGCUUUUAUUUUUGGACUUGCCACGGGAAUGUAGAUUUCCUUCUGGAAUAAUGAUGCUGGACUAUGGAAAAGCAGUUCAGGAGAGUGUAUAUGAGCAACUUCGUGUGGUGCGUGAGGGUCAGCUCCGUGUCAUUUUCACGCCUGAUUUAAAGAUUUUAUCUUGGGAAUUUUGUGCACGACGCCAUGAAGAACUUCUUCCUCGCAAGUUGGUCGCACCACAGGUGAAUCAGUUGCUACAGGUUGCACAGAAAUGCCAAAGUACAAUUGCUGAAAGUGGACCUGAUGGGGUUUCUCAGCAGGAUUUACAGACUAACAGCAAUAUGGUUGUUACAGCAGGGCGUCAGCUUUCCAGGAGUUUGGAGUUACAUUCACUCAAUGACUUGGGGUUUUCCAAAAGAUAUGUGAGGUGCUUACAGAUAUCUGAGGUCGUAAAUAGCAUGAGAGACUUGAUGGAUUUUUGCAGAGAACACAAAGCUGGGCCUAUUGAGGGCUUGAAAACUUUUCCUCGACAUUCGACAGCAGCCAAGGUUCAGCUGCAGAAGAUGCAGGAAAUGGAGCAGCCGGAAAGUAUUCAGGGUCUGCCAACUGAUCGCAACACUCUCAACAAGCUAGUAGCAUUACAUCCUGUACUUAGCAGCCAAAUGAGCAAUAAUCAUCAUAUGGCCGGUCGAGGAUCUUUAAGUGGCUCAGCUCAGGCUGCUCUAGCACUGACAAACUACCAUAGUCUACUUAUGAGACAGAACUCGAUGAAUUCAAACUCGAAUUCACUUCAACAGGAGUCAUCAUCUUUUAAUAAUCCUAAUCAGAAUCCAUCCGCAGCAUUUCAAGGGUCUGCUGCUAUACUGCCCCGGACUAUGCAGAAUUUACCAGUUGGUGGCUACUCCAGUUCCCAUCUACUUCGGCCACAUCAGCAACCGCAGCGUUCACUGAGUAGUAAUGGUUUGCUCCAACAAAACCAUCCACAGCCUUCCCAAGGCAGCCAAUCUCUACAACAGCACAUGAUGCAGCAACUGCUGCAGGAUAUGAACAAUAACAAUGGUGUUGGAAUGGUACAACAGCAGUUCCUUGCUGGGCAGAGUGCUAAUGGGAGUAUGACAAGGGAUGGAGUAGGGUUUGGAAGCAACACUGCAUCAGCAACUGCAGGCCCAGUCAGCGGACCAGGGGGUGGUGUUGGACACGCCCCGAGCAGAAGCAACAGUUUCAAAGCUCCUUCGAACAGUGACUCUUCUGCGGUUGGUGGCAACAAUGGUUUAAGCCAGAAAGCAUCAGAUUUACCACAGAAUAUUCAUUUAGCGGACGAUCUGGUUCAGGAUAUUGCCCAAGAGUUCACAGAAAAUGGAUUUUUUAGCAGUGACCUUGAUGAUGAUAUGACUUUUGGCUGGAAGGCAUGACUUUACAUAGAUUGAUCCUGUUUCAGUGUACUGGCAUAUACCCCUCUGUGUACAGUUUGUUUGAAUUAGCUCCCUUUUUCUUUUUGUUUCGUUUGGUUUCUAUUUCCUAUUUUGCUCUACGUAUUUACUUGUGGAGUUUGUUGUGAUUUCAAGACUAGUACCCCAGUAGGUGUCUAGUUUUAAUUCCUCCCCCCCCACCCCACCCCUGGCGGGUGUUUCUCCGUCGGUUUUCUGUCACCGAUGUCUUGCAAGUGUAAUUUACGAACAUAAACUUGAUAACGUCU
Molecule: messenger RNA, 3176 nt
Organism: Ilex paraguariensis (yerba mate)
Lineage: Eukaryota; Viridiplantae; Streptophyta; Magnoliopsida; Aquifoliales; Aquifoliaceae
Source: the annotation of a GenBank genome assembly